AUGAUCAGAGAGAAGCUGAAACAAGCACAGAACCGUCAAAAGAGUUACUAUGAUAACAAGCAUAGACCAUUGGAGUUUAGUGAGGGUGAACACGUGUUUGUGAGACUUUCACCUGUCACCGGUGUUGGUCGUGCUCUCAUAGUGAUGAAGCUUAUCUCGAGAUUCAUUGGGUCAUACCAGAUACUUGGUAUGCUAUGGAGAUACAUAGCGAAUCCUUCGCACAUUGUGCAACUUGAUGAUGUGAAAAUUCGAGAGAACUUAAAGACUCUCGUAGGACCAUUCAAGAUACUCGAUCGUGGGGAGAAGAAACUAAGAAGCAAGAUCAUUCCCAUGGUCAAAGUGCAGUGCCAAGGAAGAACUCCAGAGGAGUGUACUUGGGAGCGGGAGGAUGAGCUUCUCUGGCAAUACCCCGAGUUUAGGGACAUGUAUGUCUCUAAUUUUGUGGACAAAAUUCUUAAAAGGUGGGGUGAAUAUAAGAACCUGCAACGUUAA
Messenger RNA from Gastrolobium bilobum, 492 nucleotides. RefSeq lists its product as uncharacterized. The coding region runs from base 1 to 492 and encodes 163 amino acids. The transcript has 2 exons. NCBI's taxonomy places the organism in Eukaryota, Viridiplantae, Streptophyta, Magnoliopsida, Fabales, Fabaceae. The record is from RefSeq and is a predicted model, not a curated record.